This is a messenger RNA of Penaeus chinensis, 774 nucleotides long. RefSeq names its product intraflagellar transport protein 27 homolog. Gene Ontology annotation, molecular function: GTP binding; GTPase activity. The transcript has 6 exons. NCBI's taxonomy places the organism in Eukaryota, Metazoa, Arthropoda, Malacostraca, Decapoda, Penaeidae. The coding region runs from base 141 to 710 and encodes 189 amino acids. The record is from RefSeq and is a predicted model, not a curated record.
UGGCAACCAGCGUAAACAAACAACAUAGUUUCGUCUCGUUUUCCGCGGAUAAAUAUCCCUCCAAAUCCUUUUCUCUAUCUUCUCGUUCUUCUUAAAUUGAGAAAAUUUGCCUUACGAGAAAUUGUCGUGAUUGUAUCAUAAUGACGAUGAAUAAUAUAAUAAGGACAAAGUGUAUCGUUGCAGGUGACAGUACCGUCGGCAAGUCUGCUACCGUUCAGUCGUUCUUAACGGAAGGAUCCCAGUUUCCGAAGAAUUAUAAUAUGACAUUGGGUGUAGACAUACAGACGAGGCUUAUCAAUGUUCCUGAUACCAGUUACAGUGUGGAAUUAUACCUGUACGACUUCUCAGGAAAAGAAUUUUACAGAGAUUUAGUUCUGAAAAUGAGUAGUCAACCCUCACUUGUCUUUAUGGUGUACGAUUCAACCUCAGAAAGCUCCUUCAAAAAAGUGGUUGACAUUUAUACUCAGAUCAAAGAAGAAACCAAGAUGAGUUCACUCAAGGGCGUUCUCUUCGCCAACAAGACUGACCUGACCACACGUCGCCUGGUCAGCCCCAAAGCCGGGAGGGACCUCGCUCAGAAUUUAGGGCUUGUUUAUUUUGAAGGAUCUGCGAAGGACCAUGCAGGUGUUGACGAGCCCUUUUUUUUUCUGGUUAAUGAGUGGUUCAAGAUGUACACGGAUAAAACACAGUCAUUCAAGCUCUUGAGUUAAUAACAGACUGUAGUUUGAUGGUUUGUGUUAAGAUAUAUAUUUUUAAUGUUAUAUAGGGUAAAAU